GCGCGCCGCGAGCGGUCCACUGAUUUAGACGUCACUGGGGAAAAUGGCGGCGUGCUUUCUGUUGGGUCGCGUUUCUGCAAACUUAACUUAUGCCCUGCCCCGAGUUUUGCAUACAAAUGUUUUCUCUCCUGCGCGACUGUUGGCGAGAACAUGUUUUAAAAGAGACCUGUCACUGACUCCUCGUUUUUGUUCAGCACUGAAGUACACAGACAAACACGAGUGGGUGCGAGUGGAAAAUGGCAUAGGCACUGUGGGCAUCAGUAACUUUGCUCAGGAGGCUUUGGGUGAUGUGGUCUACUGUGGUCUCCCUGACGUUGGCACAAAACUCUCCCAGUCAGAUGAGUUUGGCACUCUGGAGAGUGUGAAGGCAGCGAGCGAGCUGUACUCUCCUUUAACAGGGGAGGUGACCGAGGUUAACCACGCUCUUGCUGACAAUCCUGGACUAGUCAAUAAGUCUUGCUACAAAGAUGGCUGGCUGAUGAAAAUGACAAUAUCAGUACCAGAAGAACUGGAGGCUCUAAUGGAUGAAGCAGCAUAUGAGAGAUACAUCAAAUCUAUAGAAGACUAGUAAUGAUCCAGAACCAACCUCGUGCAUGGGUUUGAUAUGUUCGUGUUCUCCUGUGGAUGAAAAUGACAGACAAUAUGGUAGACUGUGGACUGCCUGUUUCUUUAUUACUGAUUUGUCUGAUUAAAGCCCACUGCUUUAGUGUAGAUAUAUAGAUAUAUUCCAGGCAAUAAAGCCACCAAAAUAACCAACUGUAUAAUGAAUGGUAAUGGUAAUGAAUCAUUCAGUUCAUUCUCGCUGCAUUCCAGCUUAAAGCUAAUAAUGUGAUGAUGGUUCAGUCUGUGUAUGGAGGUGUAUGACACACAGUUUGCAUGCAGACUCAGUGUUAGUUUGGUUUUGAUGACCAGUUUAUGAUCUGGUCCUUCCUUGUUUUUGUUUAGAGUCAGCAGCUGGUAGGUGAAGAUUACUAACCUUAUUAAAACACUACUGGUUUUCUGAA
Molecule: messenger RNA, 1004 nt
Organism: Pangasianodon hypophthalmus (striped catfish)
Lineage: Eukaryota; Metazoa; Chordata; Actinopteri; Siluriformes; Pangasiidae
Gene: gcsha
Product: glycine cleavage system protein H (aminomethyl carrier), a
Exons: 5
Coding region: 44-568 (174 amino acids)
Biological process (GO): glycine decarboxylation via glycine cleavage system; protein lipoylation
Cellular component (GO): glycine cleavage complex; cytoplasm; mitochondrion
Source: RefSeq, a predicted model, not a curated record